This is a messenger RNA of Astyanax mexicanus (Mexican tetra), 5332 nucleotides long. RefSeq names its product methionyl-tRNA synthetase 2, mitochondrial (gene mars2). The coding region runs from base 124 to 1947 and encodes 607 amino acids. Gene Ontology annotation, molecular function: methionine-tRNA ligase activity; ATP binding. The transcript has 3 exons. Lineage: Eukaryota; Metazoa; Chordata; Actinopteri; Characiformes; Acestrorhamphidae. The record is from RefSeq and is a predicted model, not a curated record. Gene Ontology annotation, biological process: methionyl-tRNA aminoacylation.
CCGGAUCCUCCGCUCGGCUCUAAGGAGGAGGAAUAUCUCUUUAGGAGGAGCGCUGAUUGGACCUCAGUGCUCGGUUGAAGGGCAGCUAAAGCGGAAGAGGAGCAGCGGGCCGGUGGCUGUGUGAUGUCCGGGUUGGGCGCUGUGUGUUUGGGGGUCAGUGAGCGGCUGCUCCGCGGGGCUCGGUUUAAUCUGCCGCGGGUUUCUGCGGCUCUGACCUGCAGGAGCCUGAGUGAGGGUCCGGCUCAGCGGAGCAGCGAGCCGGGGGGAUAUUACGUCACCACCCCGAUCUUCUACGUGAACGCGGCCCCUCACCUGGGCCAUGUGCACUCUGCAGUACUGGCGGACUGUCUGCACCGACUGCGCGCGCUGCAGGGCCUCCGCUGCAGGUUCUCCACCGGUACAGAUGAGCACGGUCUUAAGAUCCAGCAGGCAGCGGCUGCGGCAGGGAAAGACCCCCUGAGCUUCUGUACUGAGGUCUCAGACAGGUUUAAGGAGGUGUUCGGAAGCUUUAGCAUCUCAUACACUGACUAUGUGCGGACCACGGAGGAGAGGCACCGGCGGGCAGUGGAGCACUUCUGGAGUGUGCUCCUCAACAACGGCUUCAUCUAUAAAGGGAGCUAUGAAGGCUGGUACUCCACACCAGACGAGAGCUUUCUCACACCAACGCAGGUUACAGACAGCACUGACUCUCUGGGAAGAGAGAUUAAAGUCUCCACAGAGAGCGGGCAUAAGGUGGAGUGGAUGAAGGAGGACAACUACUUGUUCCGCCUCUCUGAUUUCCGAACUCAGCUGCAGGACUGGCUGAAGUCCAACCCCAAAGCCAUUCAGCCUGAAAAGUUCUACCACAUCGUCCUGCAGUGGCUGGAGAACGAUCUACCGGAUUUAUCAGUUUCUCGACAGAGGAGCCGUCUGCAGUGGGGGAUUCCGGUUCCUGGGGAUCCUGAGCAAACGAUCUACGUGUGGUUGGACGCAUUGGUAAAUUAUCUGACUGUUGUUGGCUAUCCGGAGGAGCACUCUGAUUGGUGGAGUGUUGCGCAUCAUGUUGUAGGUAAAGACAUAUUGAAAUUCCAUGCUGUCUAUUGGCCGGCGUUUCUGUUGGCUGCAGGACUGCCCCUUCCUCGGUCGAUAUACGUGCACUCCCACUGGACAGUGCAGGGAAAGAAGAUGUCCAAGAGUGUUGGAAACGUGGUGGAUCCAUUUGAAAGGUCAAAAAAGUUCACAGUGGAUGGCCUGAGAUACUUUCUUCUGCGGCAAGGCGUUCCAGACACGGACUGCGAUUACGGUGAUGACAAAGUGCUGAAAUUGUGCAACAGCGAACUGGCUGAUUCUCUUGGGGGUCUUCUCAAUCGAUGCACCGCGCCCUCUCUGAACCCAGAACAGACCUAUCCUCAGUUCUGUAAUGCUUCUUUCCCAAAAGAUUCGAAUAAACCCACUGGAAGAGCUGUGUCGGAGGAUUACAGAAUGAUCAAGGCCGUGUCAGAGCUUCCUUCUUUAGUGAAGGAGAACUUUGAGAACCUACACGUGUACAAAGCACUGGAGGCCAUUAGCGGCUGCGUUCGCCUGACCAACGGCUUCAUCCAGAGACACGCUCCAUGGAAGCUUAACUGUGGAGAAACCGAGGACAGACUCUGGCAUCAGACAAUACUUCACGUGUCCAUGGAGUGUCUGCGGAUCUACAGCAUCCUCCUGCAGCCGGCUGUGCCAGAACUGGCUGAUAAGAUCCUGUCCAGGUUAGGGGUGAGGUCUGAUGAAAGGAGCUGGGAUCAUGCAUGUAAUUUUCUGCCAAAGUACGAAGGAAGAGAUUGCCCGUAUGAGAGAAGACCACUAGGACCAGACACUGGAGUACUAUUUAAUCGCCUAGAGAGGAAUGAGAAACAAGUGGAGACCAGAAAACUUGGGAAACUAAAAAAAGACAAGACCUCAUUAAAGACUCAGAACAUGUUCUAGUAAUUGAGCACUAGAGGGAGACAGACUUCAGUGUUUUAUAUAUUUUUUUAAGACUACUGUAUGUCCAAAUGUUUUUGGACAGAUACCCCUUGUAACUGCUGCUUUCAGAUACUUCAUUUUGGUGAAAUAGAUAGAUAAUAAAGUAUUGCCAAUAAAAUAGGGCACUCUGGAGUAGAUGAAAAUGAUCCUGUGGGCAUUGGAAGCUAAGUGCUAAGUCCUUCAGUAUUGAGCAGUGUAGUGUGUUCUCUGUAAGGCUGAACAAUAAUUCAGUAUCUUCUAAUAUAUUCAAUAGCUUUAAACUUAUCUUCUAAUUGGGCACGGUGGCUUAGUGGCUUAGUGUCUGUGCGUGGGUUUACUCAGGAGACUCCGGCUUCCUCUCACAGUCCAAAAACAUGGAGAUCAGGUAAAUUGGAUAUUCUGAAUUGCCAAUAAAAUUGUGUGAAUGUGUGGACGGCCAUUCCUGUUGAGAGUAUGCUGUGCAUAAUUGGCUGCCGCUUCUUACAGGUGUGUGUUGAGUGUGUUAUUAUAUAGUAAUUAAGGAAGUAAAAAUUGCAGAAAAAAUGCUGGUUUCAAUAAUAGAGAAUUUUUUUUUCGAAACAUGUUUUUGAUGUUUUACUAUACAUUAUUUAAAGCAUAUGUUACUGACUGUCCUGAACUGCUGGGCACACUACAUGAAUCGUUCAGUUUAUAGCUACAUACGUCCUGUGUGGGCUUUUUUUGCUUUUGUGGUUCUGUGGCUUUCAUUUUUUUUUAUAUCUGCAUUGUGUUGUCUCGACCAGAAUUAAUAAAUAUAUUCAUUCAUAAUUGUUGGCCGUAUCGUCCAGCUCUAGUUCUCUGGAACAAUGGAGCUCCAUCCAGUACAGUUGGGAUGAGCUGCUGAUCAUCCACCAGCCUGACCUUACUUAAAGGGGACACUAAACCCCUGAUUUUUGCUGACUCCAUCCUCAGCUCAAACUUUAAUUUCUGGUUGCUUUGUUUAGUAAGUACAUGUAUAAUCACGGUCAGAAUGAAACCUCUCGUAUACAAAAAUGUGAACUUCUCAUGAAACAUGAAACAUUUUAGAAAUUCUGAUCUAUUGCAAGUGGUACAUUCUCAAUGUUAAAAACUGCUGUCAUUUCCAAGAACAAUGUAGGAUUAAUUAUUAUCAAUACAUAUUGUACUAAGAGCCAUGAACAAUUCUUGGGUAUAAAACAUCAUGAAUCUGCAGUGGACUCAAUUAGUACUUUUAUAUAUUUUACACCUAACUCUUAAGUUCCUGAUAAAUGCCUUAAGUCAGUUACUCUCAAACUGUGGUUUCACUUGUAAUAAAAGAAGUGUCCCAUAGGUGUACACCAGAAGACCUCAGAAUAUAUUUACUCCAGCCACUAAAGCAUAAUGACAAAUACUGCAAGCUGUCAGGUCAUUUUCCUAACAUUUAUAUUAUUUGUGGCUAUUGCUUAACCUGUUAUGAUGCUGUAUGGUAAAACCCACACUUUACUCUAACAACCACAGUACUGUAAUUAUUAACAUUAGUCUCACAGGCCCUACAGUAGAACCCUGUGGAGCUCCUCAAGAUAUACCAAACCAACUUGUUACCAAAAAAUCCUGCAGUGUUCCUCUGUCUCAAGCCUUCCAAAAUCCCUCAUUAGGUGCACUCACUGCAUUGAUUAAAAACAAUCAAAUAUAACCAUCUUACCAUGCUAUCCUGCAGAUGGCAAAAGCAGGCAGGCUCCACACAAUUGACAAAAGAGAUAAACAUGUAUGAUGUUCUUGUGAAAUGGUCUAUAAGGUGGUGCUUGUGAUCUUAAAAGUUUAAGAUCUAUUGCAUUAAGUGAGUCAUUUCAAAUAAUUAUAAUUUGUGAACUUUUCUGUAAUGAAUAAAGACAAUACCUGAUUUCUCAAGGGCUUAAAUGUCUGAUAUUAGUAAAUGAAACCCAGUGUAUGAACUUUUUUCUUAGGAUAGCUUUUUUCUAUCCAAACUCACAGGAUGCUAUCCAAACAAAGUGGGACUAGAGCUAAUGUUUGGGAAGCUGCAGGGUACCACUGUUGCUUGCUGGAGGCAGGGUUCAUACACUUUUCAACCAAUACAUUUUCAUGACUUUUCCAUGCCUUCGCAGCCAAUUUAAAUGACCAUAUGAUCUUUAAAACAUCAGUAAAUACAUUUAACUUAAAAGCCAUGUAAAAUCUGGUUAUUGUAGGCCCAUAUCUCACCUAAAAUUAAUUGAAAACACUUUAAAAUGUCACAUUUUACUAGCUAAAUGACAUUUUUGCAUAUUUUGCAUGUCUCUCCCUUGUAAGUGAAUGAAGCCAGACAGCUUUAAAUCAGCAUUUUUCUCUCACUGUGUGAAUUUACACAUUUUUAAAGCUGAAACUCCAAGUCUGAAUAAUACCCAUAUAGAAAGCUAGCUAAUGCGAAAAGAUGUGAUGGAUUUACCCAAAAAUUCAACUAUUUUUUAAAACCAAUACAGAAUAUCAAAGUCAUUAAACAAACAUUUUUUUCAAACUGGGUAUUUUUCUUUUUCCAAAAUGUAUCCAGGCCUGGAAAUUGCUGGAAAUGUUCAAGCUCCAUGACUUUUCCAGGUUUUUCAUGACCGUACGAACCCUGUGGAGGUGUAAACCAUCUGAGGUCAGACUUGUAAGGCAUAAAAAUAUGAUAUAUAAUAAGGUAUAUAAUUACCUUUUUUUUUGUACCUAGGAUUUUGCACAUUUUAAACUGCUCACAAUUUGAGACAAGAUAUAAAAAGUGUCAUGACUUUUUUUUAAUGAGAAUACACGAAACUGAAAAAUUGUACAAAGUGAAAUAAAAUUAAAAAAUUGCAUUAUUCUUAUUUCUUGUACUUUUUUUUUUUUUACAUAAACUUCCAUCAUCACUCUCCCUAAUGACAAGUUCACAGCACAACCCUUCAGAGGAUUAGGAAUUACACAUUGUGGUUUAAUUCUUGAACAGAAACAGCACUGUGGUCAGAUUACUGAUCAUCAAGGAAUCUUCUAGGCCCAAAGCCUCUCUAUGCCACUGGUCUUCAAGGCUCUCGGACCCGUACAGCAUCAGUCCUGAAUUCACCACAGUCCGUUUCAGAAGGGCUGCAUCCACUACUCACACAGGACGCCAUACAGGACUCGGUCAUACCACUAGUAGAAGGAGUUGGAGUUCUGUCCCGGUUGUGUGCCUGUGGGGAAAUAGAUUCACUUAUCAGCAAAACUAAUCACAAAUAAAGAUUAAUACAUAAUCUAUAUAAAAACACAUAUAAUUUAUAUUUUAAAAUGCUGAUUAUGCAAAUAUAGCACAGAGGAGAGGUGAUAUGAUAAUGCUCUAUUUACAAUUUUUUUUUUUCUUACAUAAUGUAAAUCUUUAAAUUGUAUACAAAAAAAAUCAUGAUUAAUAAACCAAUGGAAUAAUAUCUUUUUA